Messenger RNA from Cyprinodon variegatus (sheepshead minnow), 692 nucleotides. RefSeq lists its product as uncharacterized. Lineage: Eukaryota; Metazoa; Chordata; Actinopteri; Cyprinodontiformes; Cyprinodontidae. The transcript is spliced from 6 exons. The coding region runs from base 3 to 692 and encodes 229 amino acids. The record is from RefSeq and is a predicted model, not a curated record.
GUAUGAUGACUUUUCAGAUCCUCCUGGGGGUUUCCCUUGUUGCCUUGCUGCUGCUGGAUGUUCAUGGACUUCCUGUGAAAGCUCCAAAAUCCCAACAGCAGGGUGGCAGUGGCACCAAUGCAGCUUCUCAGGGAGUAGCAGCUCCUUUCCAUGCUGCUCAUGCAUCCUUCAGUGCUCCUGUAGGAAAGGUUCCUAGUCACCCUUUCCCAGUGCAACAACCAGCACCAUUUGUUGGCAUGAGCCCAAUGGCUGGAGUAUAUCCAGGUUCUUUUCCUGUUCAAGCAGGACAGUAUGGGCCCUAUGCCAUUCCUGCAGCAUAUUCUAGUGAUGGUUCCCAGUUGGCAGGAUAUUAUGCUGCCUCUCAACAGGCUGAAGCUGCUCAGCCUAUCCCCACAGCAGAAUGGGUUGUUGCUCCUCCUUCCUUUGAGGAACCCGCAGCUGAUGCUGAGGUUGUCGGUGCCCUUCUCCCUCCUCCACAGCCUCUAGGACCUACCCUUCAGUCUGGGGAGACUGCCAACAUAGUAAAGGAAGCUGAACUUGGGCUGCACUUGCCGGCUCAGCAGGAGGAGUGUUUAUACAUGGGUGACUGGCGAAGAGGGGAGGAGAGGCGAAACUUGGCGAGGAGGCGCCUGGUUCUGGUCCACCUCCCUACACACCUGCUGCGAGUUACCUCGUUAAUGGAGCGCUCUUAA